CCAAUCAGGUAAUAACAGACAGAAACCCAUCGUUUCAUAAGUGGUUGCGAUCAGACAUGGUUUCAUAAACAAAACAGGCAACGAUGUCAUUGCCACAGUAAUGUUUAAUAGAGGACUGACCUCAGAAGAGACGAAAUUUAUGCCUGCUGGAAGUAAGAACCAACAUCCUCGACAGAAUGAAGAGACUGUACUUUGUCGAGCCGAUCGUCGGGAUUUACGCGUUUGCCAGUUUUAUGCUUUAUCCUCUGGUGCAGCAGUACGUGUAUCGCAGACUGUGGCUGGAAAUCACAAACUCAUCAUAUCCCGCGUCCGACGACAACACUUCCCCAUGCGCCGCCAACAACAGCAACAACACCGGCCAGCAAGAGAAGGUGCAGAAAGCAGCUUCACUGUUUUCCACGUACAGCGAGUUGUUUUCCCUGAUCCCUAGUCUUGUGGUGACCCUCCUUCUGGUGGCCUAUAGCGAUCAACGCGGGCGUAAGAUCACUAUUAUCAUGCCACUCAUUGGAUCCCUGAUCUACUCAGUUUCCUUCCUGACUGUGUCCUUCUUCGAGCUCAACGUCUACCUCCUCAUUGCUGCCAAUUUUGCAAGUUCCCUCUUCGGUGGCAUCGGAACCAUGCUAGGUGGCUGCUUCUCCUAUGUGGCCGAUCUGUGCGACAACAGCAAGCAGAAAACUCUUCGUAUGGCCGUGAUCGACAUGGUGAUCGGCAUUAUGGCAGGCAUGGCGGCCAUCUCCACGGGCUACUUUUUGAUAGCGGCUGGGUUUAACUGGCCUUUCUUUACAUCGGCCAUGUUACAGUUGCUUAACUUGCUAUAUGCCAUCUUUUUCCUGAAAGAAACAAAGGUGGUUGAUAGGUCAGAGACUGUGGCUUGUUGCCAGGCUCUGCAGAAACUCGCAUCAGGGAUAGUUAACCUGUUUGCGGGAGGAAACAGGAAAACAAGUUGGAUGCUGGUAUUAAUGAUGAUAAUGUUUUUCUCGUUUUCAUUCUCUAAUACCGGGGGUCUGUCUGUGAUCACACUUUAUGAACUCAAUAAGCCGCUUUGCUGGAGUGAGAUCCUUAUUGGCUAUGGCUCCGCGGCCUCUACCGCCGUGUUUAUCACUAGCUUUGUUGGUGUGUAUAUGUUUUCACGUUGUCUGUCUAACAUAACCAUCAUCUAUAUUGGGAUAUUGUCGGUGGUUAUAGGCCUGGUGAUGACUGCUUUCGCAAAGACUACACUCAUGAUGUUUCUGGUUAGGAUUCCUUCGAUGUUUGCCAUCAUGCCAUUUCCCGUUCUGCGUUCGAUGAUGUCAAAGGUCGUUCCAAAGUCCGAGCAGGGUGCGCUCUUUGCCUGUGUGGCUUUUAUUGAAAACCUGACCAGCACUGUGGCAUCCGCAGCUUUUAGCAGCAUCUAUGCGGCCACUGUGAUAUGGUAUCCUGGCUUUGUAUUCCUGUUGGGAGCUGGACUUUGCAUCAUUCCUAUUACUUUAUUGGGCAUCCUGAAACGUUUCUAUCCAGCAAAUUACAAUGAUCCUGAAGAACUCUUAUCAGAAAAUGGGACCGAGACGUCAGAAGAUGCUCCUGUAGCCUAAAAUCGCCCUGUGUUUACAGAGACUAUGAAUAUGUAAGAUUCAUUUCAUACCUAAUGUGGGUAUGAAUUUCGUGUUUGUGGGUACAGUAUUUAGUUACUGCCAGUGAAGUUUGUGAGUUUUUGCCAGAAUGCAAAUUUUUUUUUAAAGAAGGACUACUAAGGGAUUACAAAUGUAUAUUUCUAAUGAAAAAAAAUUUAAGAAAGGAAAUAAUAUUUUGCAAUAAUAAUUUGUGCAGAAACUACAUUCUUAUUUGUUACAGUGCUUCCAAAGCAGAAAAGAAGUGCAUUAAAGUUUUAGGUAACUUUACAACUUUAAAAUAUAUGUAAGCACUUCCAGGGUCCCUUUCAGCCUUGUCCGGGAUACCACCCCAAAGACAUUUAAGUAUUUAAAUAAUAUGUUACAUUACAUUAAUUCAUUGAGCAGACUUUUUUAUCUAAAGUAACUUACCAAAGAGCAAGCUUUUAAUAUUUUCAGACUUAAACUUCCUAUUUUGUACAAGUUUUGUAGAAUUACCAACAAGAAUUUGUAUUGGAGAAUACAUGUUACUGUGUGUGUUUGGGUUUAAUUUUAUUAGGGAUAAGGAUUAAGAAUACAAAGUCAUAUUAUAUGAAAAAUUAUUUAAAGUUGCCUUGUGAGCGCUGUUAUUAUAUAAAGUUUGGGGUGAUGUGCAAUAGUGUUUAUUUUUUAAAAGGUUGUGGCUCUCAUAUCUGCACAUAUUUGUGUCAUAAGCAAUUUAGCCACUUAUCUUUGACUUCCCAUAACUUGUGUGACAAAUACGAUCUGAUGACAUGUAUCCAUCUGUGUUAUCUUCUUCUUUUGUAACAUUUAUUUGAAUCAUUUGGAUCAUGUGGUGUAGUGAUGCGCACAAACAAAAGUCCAUGAAUCUGGUA
This is a messenger RNA of Misgurnus anguillicaudatus (oriental weatherfish), 2461 nucleotides long. Its product is annotated as lysosomal proton-coupled steroid conjugate and bile acid symporter SLC46A3. Gene Ontology annotation, biological process: vacuolar transmembrane transport. NCBI's taxonomy places the organism in Eukaryota, Metazoa, Chordata, Actinopteri, Cypriniformes, Cobitidae. Gene Ontology annotation, molecular function: transmembrane transporter activity. Gene Ontology annotation, cellular component: lysosomal membrane. The record is from RefSeq and is a predicted model, not a curated record.